This is a messenger RNA of Meloidogyne enterolobii, 316 nucleotides long. NCBI's taxonomy places the organism in Eukaryota, Metazoa, Nematoda, Chromadorea, Rhabditida, Meloidogynidae. The record is from the annotation of a GenBank genome assembly.
AUGAUGCGUUUAAAGAUAGAGGCAAGUGGAUGGCCUGGUAGCGUUCUGCACCCUGAAAAUACUGACUUAGAAGAAAGGCUAAAAAAUGAAUUUAUUGAUCUAAACCAAAAAGAAUAUGGUAUCAGGCUUGAUCCUACAAGAAUGGAAAGAAAUGAAGGAAUGCGUUAUUUAGCAAAAACAUGCAAUAAUUCCAUGUAAGUAAAAAUAGGAAAUAAAUACAUGUUAUUCAGGUGGGGACGUUGGGCACUUCGUUGCAAUUUGACUCAAGAUUGUAUUACUAAUUCACCAAUUAAACUACAUACAGUUCUCAAUGAUC